AAAAGGAGGCAAUCGGGACGCGACCUUUUCACUGGUGCGUAUCGAGAGAUCUGAGGAGGUAGGAAGACGGUGGUCGUCUGAGAGACGGAGAGCAACUUAACGGAGUUAGCAAUGGCAUGGAGAGGAAAUCUUUCGAAGUACCUGAAGGAGGUUCGGUUUCUCAUGUGCCAGACAUCGCCUGCAAGCUCAACCACAAGGGCAUUUGUGGAAAAGAAUUAUAAGGAGCUAAAGACAUUGAACCCCAAAUUGCCAAUAUUGAUCCGUGAAUGCAGUGGGGUCGAACCUCAAUUGUGGGCAAGAUAUGACUUGGGUGUUGAGAAAGGCAUCAGAUUGGAAGGUUUGACAGAGGACCAGAUUUCUAAGGCACUUCAAGAUCUGGUAAAAGCUGGAGAGUCUUUGAAAGCUUGAUGUUACCAUAUUGCUGCUCAUGAACGGUCUGAAAGGGAAUAAGUAAUCUCUGUUGCAGUACGUUUAUUGCAGACUACUAAGUUUUUCCCUGUCUGAUAGUUUUCCGGUGUUCAGAUUUAAUCUCCUUUCCUUGCUUCUUCAAGACAAAACCAUGAUUCAACUGAGUCUUGAACAUGCUUUUUGACUGUUGAGUACUUUAUUCAGAACAGAGCUGAAAUCAUGUUAUGAUUCGGUUGUUGUAUUACCUUUCCAAGCAUCAUCCUAUUCGCGUCACAAUUAACUUGUUGUGAUUAGGCUUGAUAAAGCAUAAUUUCUACUGCCGAAGAUUAUGCUUCUGGUCAUUUUAUCUCUCACCUCCUCCAGUGCUAAUAUUGGGAGGGGAAUUUUUUAGAUGCCCGGAUUAUAAGAUUAUGACAUGCUUGUGAAGUUCAGCAGUCAACUUCGUAUUCUAUUCAUUUUGGUUUCAAUGUGGCAACGUAUUUUAAUCAAAA
This is a messenger RNA of Neltuma alba, 899 nucleotides long. Its product is annotated as NADH dehydrogenase [ubiquinone] 1 alpha subcomplex subunit 2-like. Gene Ontology annotation, cellular component: respiratory chain complex I. NCBI's taxonomy places the organism in Eukaryota, Viridiplantae, Streptophyta, Magnoliopsida, Fabales, Fabaceae. The transcript has 4 exons. The record is from RefSeq and is a predicted model, not a curated record. Bases 112 to 408 code for a protein of 98 amino acids.